AUGCCCGCUGUGGCCGCGGCAAACAAUGGCGCGUCCUCCUUCCUGUCCGCCAACCAUCCGCUCAACCUGCGCAAGCAGGCGCAGCCCAAACUCGACUCGAGCUUCAGCGUAAAGACGUACAUCGGCGCGGCGAAUGCGCUCCUCGACAAGGCGCGUGCCUCGGACGCACAGGGCCAGAUCGAAGUGGCUUUCGUCAACUACCUCAAGGCGGCCAACGUCGCCGCAUUCAUCUCCAAGCACGACGACUGGCCCAAGAUCCAAAAGGCGCGCGGCUCGGUGUACCAGGCGUACAACGAGCUGAUGAAGCAGGCGCCUGCGUUUAUCGAGCGCACAAAGAGGCUCGAGUCCCAGCUCGCCGUGCGCGAGGAGCGCAAUGCACAGCAGCUUGCACAGGCUGCAGAGGAACAGGCGCAGAACGCGGCGAGACAGAGACAGGCCCAGCCGCCGGGCGAUUCGGCGCUGCGCGAUCCGGGCAGCAGACCGGUGCAUGGCUCGGACGAGGAAGACCACGCAACAGACGCCUCGCCCAUCGACCAGCAUGCCGAGGGAAGGCGCACGGGUAGCUCGCUCGCAGACCGUCUCCAGGCUCUGCGCAAUAGCGCCUCCACCGAUCCAGCAGAGCUGCGCGACCGGUCCCAGUCCAACGCAUCCACCUCCGACGCCGACACCGACACCGACUCGGCCUUUGCCACGCACAGCUUGCACCACGCGCUCGACGAGGCCAGCAACGCCUUCCCCGCCAUCCCCACCGCCUCCGAAUUCAAUGCCCACUACCCAUCCAUCGACCAGCUCGAAAACGACGACGCCGCCGCCGGCGGCUUCCCAGCGCCACCCUCGCAUCCCGUCGGCAAGUCCAAACGCCCGCUUCCCGCUCCUCCCUCCACCAGCUCCAACGACCUCGCUCGCGAGUUCGCCCUCGCCCGCGACGUGCCCGAACCCUUUGACCGCGCCAACUCGGCACCAACACCACCGCAGCCGCCAAGCAGGCAGCCACGCGCCAUCGACGGCCUCCCGCCGCACGACCCACACCGCAUAGGUCUGCACCAGGCUCCAUCCUCACCCGCCCCCGCACCAGCACCAGCAUCGACCGCAGAGCCGCGCUCGCUCAUCGUCGGCGCAAAGCCGCCACUGCCCAUGAAGAACCACAUUUCGGUCGAGGAGCUCUUCGGCUUCCUCCACCCGGGCUUCCAGGAGUUCACCGACGCACAAGGCAACCGCAAGAUCGGCAAAAAGGUCGGCCUGGAUGUGCUGCUGCUCGAUGUGCGCAGUCGCGCCGACUUCGACGCCGGCCGCAUCCUCGGCGGCAAGCUCGUCUGCAUCGAACCCAUCACGCUGCGCGACGGCAUGAGCGCCGCCGAGAUCGAGGACAAGCUCGUGCUCUCGCCGCACGAGGAGCAGGCGGCGUUUGCGGCGCGCAAUACGUUCGACCUCGUGGUGCUGUACGACCGCAACCUGCGCGCGCUCCGCGGCACCCACUCGCCCGACAAGAUCCCCCAGGACCCCGCCGCACAGGCUAGGAUGGACACGCUGAUCCGCGCGAUCUACGAGAAUGAGUUUGCAAAGACGCUCAAGCACCAGCCCGUGCUGCUCGUGGGCGGGUUCGAGAGGUGGGCGCAAAAGGCGGGCGACAAGCUGGUGCUGCGCAGCGCAGCGGCCAAUGGGCACGCGCACAGGAGCAGCAUCUCGUUUGAGCCGGGCACGCGCUUCCCCACCGCCGACGACCCGGCUACGAGGGGGGCGACGGCUGAACAGCUCGCGCAGCAGCAGGAACUCAAGCGCACGCGCAGACAGCAGCAGGUGGUGGCCGACCCAGCGCGCAGCAUGCAGCCCGGCGGCGUAUACCCGAGCCGCACGAGCAAUGGUGGCAGCUCGCCGUUUUCGAUCGAGGGUGGGUUUGGUGGGCCGUCGCUGCCCGCACGCGCGUACAAAGCGCCCGGCGGGAUUGCGUCGGGCGCACCGUCGUUUCCGCCGCCCGCUGCGCACCGGUCGCUGUCGCGCUCCAACUCGGCCACCGCGUUCGACUAUCCGCAGCUCAAGCCCAGCGUCUCGGGCGGUAUGUCGGCGUACGGCGGCAUGACGCCGCAGCCGCCGCCGAUGGCCGCAUCGUCGUCGUCGCCGUCGGGCGCCGUAGCAGCCAGCACGCGCGACCGCCCCACGUCGGUGCCCACGGCGCUGAUUCCGGGCACAGGCUCGGCGGGCGGCAACGAUCCGUCCAAGAAGCAGGUCAUGGCGCCCGGCUACGCGGGCCACCUCAGCACCGCCUCGCGCGUCUACGCCAGCCCCACCAACGGCCGCAACUUUGACGAGAUCAAGAUCGGCCUGACGGGACUCAAGAACCUGGGCAACUCGUGCUACAUGAACUCGACGCUGCAGUGUCUCUCGGCCACGAUUCCGCUCGCGCGGUUUUUGUUGGAUGGAUCGUAUAAGCAGGCGAUCAAUCGAACCAAUCCGUUGGGCACGCAGGGGCAACUGGCUACGGCGCUGGCGGGAUUGAUCCAUGUGAUGUGGGGCGAAAAGUACGCCUUUGUCUCGCCAGUGACGUUCCGCGAAGCCAUGGCGAGGUUCGCGCCCAGUUUUCGCGGGUACGAUCAGCACGACUCGCAAGAGUUCCUGGCGAUUCUGCUGGACGGGCUGCACGAGGAUUUGAACUAUGUCGUGACACGGCCGGCGGCGGUGGAGAUGACGCCGGAGAGGGAGGCGCAGUUGGAGACGCUGCCGCAGCAGGUGGCGAGUGUCAAGGAGUGGGCGAUCUAUCGGAUGCGCAACGACAGUCUGGUGGUCGACUGGUUCCAGGGUCAGUUUCGCAACAAGCUCACGUGCCUUACGUGCGGCAAGACGAGCACGACGUACGAAGCGUACACGUACCUCUCACUUCCUGUCCCGCACGGAAGGGGGGUUGGCAAGGUGUCGUUGGAGCAGUGUUUGGAUGCAUUUGUGCGCGAAGAGGUGUUGGAUAAGGCCGAUAUGUGGAAUUGUCCGCGCUGCAACAAGCCACGCAAAGCGACGAAGCGACUGUCGAUUAGUCGGCUGCCGCAAAUCCUGUUGAUUCACCUCAAGAGGUUCUCGUUCAAAGGGCCCUUUACGGACAAGAUCGACACGACGGUCACCUUCCCCACCACCACACCCAUGGACCUGACGAACUAUAUGCCGGCGCCCUUGCCACCGGGUAGUGGGCAGGUGGAGAGUGGCAGUCAACGUCCGCCGUACCGAUACGAUCUGUAUGCGGUGACGCACCACUUUGGCAGCCUCAAUACAGGCCACUAUACGGCGACGGUCAAGAGCAGUGGCGAGUGGUGGUACUGCGACGACUCGAGGAUCACCAGGGGCGACGAUAGGCAGCUGCAUACCAAUAGUCCCUACGUGCUGUGGUUCAGGAGGAAGCAGUAG
Messenger RNA from Moesziomyces aphidis, 3387 nucleotides. NCBI's taxonomy places the organism in Eukaryota, Fungi, Basidiomycota, Ustilaginomycetes, Ustilaginales, Ustilaginaceae. The record is from the annotation of a GenBank genome assembly.